AUGGCCGACGUGCUCGACAUCGCCGGUGAACCGGUCUUCGACGAGCGCAUCGUCGGCCUCGAGACCCACACGUACAACCCGUACGCUAACACCUCGUUUGGAUACAGCGACGAGAUACGGAUUCCCAUACAACAGCAGGAUCUGUACACGUUGCCAUACGAGAGCUACCUGUACAUCGAGGGUACGUUCUCGAUCGUCGGGACGGCGGCUGGAGAGGGAGAUGGCGGAGCGGCGCACACGAACCAGGCGCGACUGGUGAACAACUGCGCGGCGUUCCUGUUCGACGAGAUUCGUUACGAGCUCAACGGCAUUGAGAUAGACAGGAGCCGAAACAACGCGGGAUGGAGCGUGGUGAACAACACGUCGGGACCGGGUGAUUUCAACCUCUGCGUCCCUCUCGGGACGCUGCUGGGCUUCUGCGAGGACUACAGACGCGUGGUGAUCAACGCGCGACACGAACUCGUUCUGAUUCGCGCGCGCAACGACAUCAACUGCGUCGUGCUGUCAAGCGACCGACACGAGCCGAAGAUAGACCUGCACAAGAGCACGACCGCGCACACCUGGGCCGUGAAAGCGGCUACGCAGCUGGAAAAGCCGCGCUACGUCAUCUUCGCGCUGCAGACCGGUCGAAGGAACAUCGCAACGAAGGACGCCUCUCUGUUCGACGAGUGCAACCUCUCCAACGUGAAGCUUUUUCUCAAUUCGGAGUUCUAUCUCUACGACGACAUGCAUCUGGACUUUACGAAAAAUCGAUACGCGGUGCUGUACGACAUGUACGCCAGAUUCCGCAGAGCGUAUUACGCGCUCGAUCGGGACGACGACGGUGCGAUGCUGACGCUGAGUAAGUUCCUGCCCUGCGGUCCGCUCGUGGUGAUAGGACUGCUCGAGGCAGAACGAGUCGGUGAAGAGCGCCACCGUUGA
Ooceraea biroi (clonal raider ant) is the source of this 921-nucleotide messenger RNA. RefSeq lists its product as uncharacterized. NCBI's taxonomy places the organism in Eukaryota, Metazoa, Arthropoda, Insecta, Hymenoptera, Formicidae. The record is from RefSeq and is a predicted model, not a curated record.